Messenger RNA from Balaenoptera musculus (blue whale), 1390 nucleotides. Its product is annotated as 14-3-3 protein gamma. Gene Ontology annotation, biological process: signal transduction. The transcript has a single exon. Gene Ontology annotation, molecular function: protein kinase C binding. Gene Ontology annotation, cellular component: cytoplasm. The coding region runs from base 157 to 900 and encodes 247 amino acids. The record is from RefSeq and is a predicted model, not a curated record. NCBI's taxonomy places the organism in Eukaryota, Metazoa, Chordata, Mammalia, Artiodactyla, Balaenopteridae.
GUCGCAGCUCGAGCCGCAGCUUUCGCGCCGUCGCCUCAGCCGCUCGCUUCGUGGGUCGGUCCUUCCGGCACACGGGCUCCAGCCGCGCCCGCAGCCGCCCUCCGAGCCCUUCAGGCCGCCCCGGUCUCCUCGCCCGGCCCGACCCAGCCCGUGAAGAUGGUGGACCGCGAGCAACUGGUGCAGAAAGCCCGGCUGGCGGAGCAGGCGGAGCGCUACGACGACAUGGCCGCGGCCAUGAAGAACGUGACAGAGCUGAAUGAGCCACUGUCCAAUGAAGAAAGAAACCUUCUCUCUGUGGCCUACAAGAAUGUGGUUGGGGCACGCCGUUCUUCCUGGAGGGUCAUUAGUAGCAUUGAGCAGAAGACAUCUGCAGAUGGUAAUGAGAAGAAGAUAGAGAUGGUCCGUGCUUACCGUGAAAAAAUAGAGAAGGAGUUGGAGGCCGUAUGUCAGGAUGUGCUGAGCCUGCUGGAUAACUACCUGAUCAAGAAUUGCAGUGAGACCCAGUAUGAGAGCAAAGUGUUUUACCUGAAGAUGAAAGGGGACUAUUACCGCUACCUGGCCGAAGUCGCCACUGGAGAGAAGAGGGCGACCGUCGUGGAGUCAUCUGAGAAGGCCUACAGCGAAGCCCAUGAGAUUAGCAAGGAGCACAUGCAGCCCACUCACCCCAUUAGGUUAGGCCUGGCCCUUAACUACUCCGUUUUCUACUAUGAGAUCCAGAACGCCCCAGAGCAAGCCUGCCACUUGGCCAAGACCGCUUUUGAUGACGCCAUUGCCGAGCUCGACACUCUCAACGAGGACUCCUACAAGGACUCCACGCUCAUCAUGCAGCUCCUCCGCGACAACCUCACGCUCUGGACAAGCGAUCAGCAAGACGACGACGGUGGAGAAGGCAACAAUUAAGGCCCCCAGCUGGACUGGCAGCGCACGCUGAUGCUACUACCGCAGUCUUUAUUUUUCCCAUGAGUUGGGGUCGGGUGGGGGAGGGAAAGGGAGCGAUGACCUUCCUAGGGAGAAACCCACGACCUGUCCUGUCUUUGAUCGCCUCUUUGACAUUUUUGCCAAAAUACCACUAGUGGAAAGUCAGGCUAGCUGUGCUGGUAUUGGGAUAGCAGCCUCACGCUGGCAUAUGGACUGUUCUGUAGAUUAAUGCAAGUGGAGCUGUCCUUAAUUUAACUUAUUGCUAGAAAAUAGGGUUUUAAGAUGAAAAGAAAACUUAAACGGAAUAGCCCUCAUUCAGUAAGUUCUGUGGUUCCAGUAAGGAUUUUUAUGUACAUAUGCUCUUGUCUUUUAAGUUCUGGGUACUUCCUAGCUCAUCUGUUUCAGCUGUGCAUUUUGUUUUUCAGGGUGUACUCUACCAGACAUGGAAUAGUUAAAAUCCCAAGCUGAUAGA